This is a messenger RNA of Trichophyton benhamiae CBS 112371, 1734 nucleotides long. RefSeq lists its product as uncharacterized. The record is from RefSeq and is a predicted model, not a curated record. Gene Ontology annotation, molecular function: mRNA binding; poly(A) RNA polymerase activity. Lineage: Eukaryota; Fungi; Ascomycota; Eurotiomycetes; Onygenales; Arthrodermataceae. Gene Ontology annotation, cellular component: TRAMP complex; nucleolus. Gene Ontology annotation, biological process: RNA 3'-end processing. The transcript has 3 exons. The coding region runs from base 1 to 1734 and encodes 577 amino acids.
AUGGCCAAAAGAGAGACGACGCCUGAUUUUAUGGGUGGUCCGGACAGCGACGCGCCUGCGAAGAAGUUCAUGGCCCCCGAAGACCUGACGGAUAGCGACGAGGCGGAGAUGGAUGUGUCUACCCCUACUACUGCAGACGAACAGGAUAACGACGACGGUACCGCGCAGCCCCCACGCAAGAAACGGGCCAUCGAGCGCGACUCUGAAGCUGCUGCGCCGCCUGCACCAAAGUGGUCCAACCCAGAUCCUUACACUGUGCUGCCGCCAGAAGAAGAAAGGCAAGGGAAGAGACGAGACUUUGUCAAGCUGAUCCGCAAGGCCAGAAUCACCCCUGCUGUCACAUCGACUCCGGAGGUUAGCAGCAACCCUGCAGUGACGAAUGAUGACUUUAUCUCCCUGGGUGUGGAUGAGCCGGAUAAUAGGCCCCCUGAAGGUGCCCCCAGUGGCCCCAGAGCUGCAGAGCUGGAGCGGGGUGAUUCUGCGCUUGGGAACCGCAAGAGGAAUCGAGACGAUGAGAUUACAGGCCCUGCUGUCAGGCGUGGAAAGAAAGGAUCCAAAUUCUUCAAUCUGGAUGGGUCACCACUGGAUAUUUGGAAACCGCUAGAUGGCCAGGAUCCAACGCCUUGGUUCGACCGGUCCAGUGCAGCUUUCCAUAUAGGAACCAUGCUACACAAGGAGAUACUGGACUUCUACCACUGGGUAAAACCUACAGAGUACGAAGACAUUGUCAGACGAGAUCUUAUAUCCAGACUUCAGGCAUGCUUUGGGCAAAGGUUCUAUGGUGCAAAACUAUACGCCUUUGGAUCAUUUGCAUCAGGUCUCUAUCUCCCUACAGCAGAUAUGGAUCUUGUUCUUCUCUCUCGCCAGUUCAUGUCCUCAAAUAGAAAGUACAUCUGUCAGAAAGUCCGGGAAAUAUACAGUUUUGCUGAAUAUAUCCGCGGACAGGGAAUUGCCGUGCCCGGAUCAAUUGAAACAAUUGCCCAUGCGCGUGUUCCCAUCAUCAAGUUCGUGGAUGCUCUCACUGGUCUGAAAGUAGACCUAUCCUUCGAUAACAGCAGUGGCCUGGCAGCCAUUGAUACGUUCAAAGCUUGGAAGCAAGAAUAUCCCGCUAUGCCCGUCAUAGCUUCCAUCAUUAAACAUUUCCUUUUGAUUCGAGGACUCAACGACGUGGCCACUGGCGGGUUGGGUGGUUUCUCAAUCAUAUGUUUGGUCACAAGCAUACUACAGCAUUCACCCCGUGGAAUCGGAGAGCCAAACCUGGGCUCUGUUCUCAUUGACUUCUUUGAAAUGUAUGGCUCGAGGUUUGAUGCUGGCGCCGUGGGCAUACAGUUUGAUCCCCCAGGUUAUUUCAACAAGGCUGCGCGUGGCAUUUAUAACGCAAACAAAGGGACUAGGCUGUCAAUAAUUGACCCCAAUAACCCGGAUAAUGACAUCUCGGGUGGAACCAAAGAGAUUCCACUUAUCUUCCUAACAUUCUAUGAUGCAUACCGAUCGCUCAAGGAGAGCUUAUAUGCCGCUUCAUGCAGACCACGUCACUCCCCAAGCAGCUUGCUUGGAACAAUAAUAGGCGGAAACUAUGAUGCAUAUGAGGAGCAGAGAAAGCAUCUGCGUGAUUUCUUCCUUAGUGAACGUAGGUUUGCUGGCUAUCAUGCCACUGUCGGGUUGGGCAGUCCCCCACCGCCUCCUCCACUGUCUUCUCCUUCUCCCCCACCCCCUCCACCACAUACUGGAUAG